Molecule: messenger RNA, 2287 nt
Organism: Corylus avellana
Lineage: Eukaryota; Viridiplantae; Streptophyta; Magnoliopsida; Fagales; Betulaceae
Source: RefSeq, a predicted model, not a curated record
AUGAAUCCCAAAGAGCUCAUAAAAUCCUUGAAUUAUAACACUAUCCUUCAAUACACUUUUCUCCUUUUCUGGGAAAAGAUGAUGACAACUACAACUAGGUUAGGUAUAUUACUAGAUUAGGACCAAAGCAAAGAUAAGUUCCAAUCUUGCUCGAUACAUAAAGACAAAGUCAUGAUUAUCAUGAUUAUCAAGCAUAUGUACAUAUAUAUGAAUUAAAUGCUAAGAAGGGCAGCAAUAUCACCAGAUUUAACUGCCUUGUUUGGGUGCAACUUAACUUCCUACGUCCGGAAUGGAGCCCCUGCAUAUUAUUUCCAUUGAGGAGCAUCACUCAAUAGAAGCUGGUGAAGGAAGCAGCAGCCAUGACCAGCCAGCUGCCACUGCCACUGCCAAGAUGGAAAGGAUUGAAAUGUUAAAGCAGGCAGGAGCCCGACCGGGAGCGGUUGAAGCGGCAAAAAUACAGAAGGUUAUAUUCUUGCUGCGAGAUCACGAUCAUUUCGUUAAGUACUUUGAGCCUAGAGUGGCGUCGAUCGGUCCUAUCCAUCAUGGCAAAACAAAGUACGAGCUAGGAGAAAAGUAUAAGCUUAGAUUGGCCUAUCAGUUCGUCCAAGGGUUGAGCUGCAAUAAUGGAGAUAGUUUAGACGAUGAUAUAAAUCAUUUAUACAAGAAGAUUAUGAAGGAAAUCAAGAAACUGAGGGAAUGCUUUGAGGAGGAGGUGACAAAGAAGUACGACGAUGAGACUCUCGCUUGGAUGUUGUUCGUGGACGGAUGUGCAAUACUACAAUACAUAUUCUGCGCUACAAAUUAUAAGAAGUUCGAAGAGUUGAGUAUAAAAAACGACAGCGUAGCCUUCGCUCAACAGGAUUUGUUCUUGCUGGAGAACCAAGUUCCCUAUCGUCUCCUCAACUUACUGAUGUGCUCGAGCAGGAAGGAGGACGAGUUGAGAAAAUCGAUUGAAAGUUUCAUUCAAAAUGUUACUUCUCAGCAAAUGAAACCAAUUGAAAAAAGAGAGCCGACCCAUCUUCUCGAUCUUCUAAGAACAACACUCUUGGGUCCUCCACUUAGUUGUCCACGGAGAAAGAGACGUCCAAAGGAUGAUCCAGAUUGGCAAUCAUAUCGCAACGUGCAGGAGCUUAAAUUAGCAGGAAUCCAACUAAAGCAGAGCAAACAUAGAUCCUUGAGAAACGUAAGUUUUACUAGGCAAUUCAAUUUUUACCCCGGAUACCUUUCACUUCCUCCAAUUACGGUGGAUGACUCAACAGGCCCCAAGUUCAUGAACUUGAUAGCUUAUGAAAUGUGUCUGGAUUUCAAAAACGACUUCGGCAUCAGCUCUUAUAUAUCCUUCCUAGAUUCACUCAUCGAUGAGGCCAACGACGUCAAAGAUCUGAGGAAGGCACACAUACUCCACAACCUCCUCGGCAGCGAUCAAGAAGUGGCUGACCUCUUCAAUGCGAUAGGCACCGACUUGGUGCCAAGCACCGAAGCGUACGAGGAUGUCAAGUUCCAGAUUCAGGACUACUACGACAACGAUUGGAUGACAUGGAUGGCUCAAUUCUUUCACAAUCAUUUUAGCAGCCCCUGGACUAUCCUUGCUUUUUUGGGUGUAUUAUUGGGACUUGCUUUAACAGCCACUCAAACUUGGUAUGCAGUCGACUCUCCCCCUAGCCCCUGCGAUGACUUCUGCAAGCUCAAAUUACCAUGAAACUCAACACUAGAGAAAAAGACGGUUGUUUGCAAGAAUAAAAGAACCUCGAGAGUACUACAAUAUAUAGUCGCGAUUUCAGACAGGUCCUCCCCAUCCUUGUAUUUAUUUGUUUGGUUUGGAUUUGGUGUUUUUAUAUGCAAGUUAGGAUGAUUGUACGUGCUAAUUUCGUGUGAUGAGUUUGAAAAGGAAAUAAUUAAGAAUCGGGUUUUGUGUGAGAUGAUUGAUAUUGUUUCUGCCAGACACUCAGAUCUACUUAUCUCUUCCUCUGCUUUCUUCUUCAUGCACUAUUUUGUUCUGUAUUUUUCUCUCAUAUUACAUAUCUCAGCCGUACAUGUAGCUUUUAUUACAACACCCAUUCAAUUCAUUGAAUCUAAAGAACACAAAACUAAACGCAAAUUAAGGCAUCUAAAGUAGUUUAUACUGCACGUGUUACCUAGCGAAGCAUUACAACUGAAUGAUUAUUUCAUUCAGUCUGCAACAUUAUUACAUUCCAAGGGAUCGAAUAAUUACUUCUUGAUUCAACUUAUCAUGCUAGAAGUAUUGAAAGCAAGAAGCCAAGAAACAUCGAGUAAAAGGUGAUUCCAA